AUGGAAGCAGUACCUAAAUUACCUUUGAUCAGUUUCGAAUUAAAAGUCAGCCCCGAGAAUACUCAUUUUGGACCUAAACUAAAACAGUAUAUAGCAGAAGCAUAUAGAGAAGACCCAGAUAGCUAUGGAAAUGAAAUACAUCAAUUGGAAGGCCUUCGAUCGGCCGCCGUAAGAGCCACUGUUGACGCAGCGGGCCUUAAUUCUCUAAACAGAUAUUUUUGCCAGCUUAGGGCGAUGCAAAGCCGAUUCCCGAUGGCUAAAGGUCAACCAGUCGCCUGCACUUUUGUCUGGAAGGACCUGUAUGCUAAUAUGAGCUGCUCAUUAGCUGACAUACGUUUUGAAAUGGCAUCUAUAUUGUACAACAUUGGAGCACUUCACACCCAAUUAGGCGCAGCAGAACCUCGCACUACUCCAGACAGUCUAAAGGCUUCAUGUACCCACUAUCAGCAGGCUGCUUGGGCCUUUAACUACCUAAAGGAGCAGUAUCCGCAGCCAUCAGGUGCUGAUAUUUCACCUGAAAUAUUGUCAUUACUUCAGGAAAUAUGCUUUGCUCAGGCACAAGAAUGCAUUUUGGACAAAAGUAUACAGGAUACAAGGAAAUCCAGCGUUAUUGGUGCUGUGGCUACGCAAGUAUUGUUAUUCUAUAAAAACUCACUGGCACAUCUUGGACCAUCAUCUGGAACAGACAAUAAUCACGAAAUAAUUGGGAUGAAACUUUAUAAUCAAUGGCAUCGGUAUCUCUCCUUCAAAGUAUCAUACAUUGGCUGCAUUGUUUAUUUAUAUCAAGGCAUGAAUGCAGAAGAGCAACAAAAGAUGGGAGAAAGGGUGGCUUAUUAUCAGCUUGCUAUUGAUAAACUGGCUGAGGCACGCAAACUUGCAAAGUACAUUGAACCAGUUCAAGUCACUCAGGAAGCAUUGACCUUCACCAAUGAUGUUGUUGAGGGAAAGAGAAAGGCUGCCAAAAAUGAGAAUGAGUUUAUUUACCACGAGGAAGUGCCGGAUAAGGACAUGCUCAUUGAUUUGAAGCCUGCUUGUCUUGUAAAAGCAUAUCCAAUAAACUUUAAUGAUCCUGAGAUAUCAGGUCCUGAUAUUUUCUCCCGGUUAGUUCCGAUGGGGGCACACGAAGCUGCAUCAAUGUACUCUGAGGAAAAAGCUAAGUUGCUUCGACAUGUUGUGGGUCAAAUAGAAACUAAGAACACUGAGCUAACAGAGUUUAUGUCAUCCCUUCAACUUGAUCAGCUGGAAGUUCUUGAUUCUGACCAGAAAAUACCUCAAGAAAUAGUAGACAGAUGUGCAGCAAUGAAUGCCAAGACAGAGAUCAUUCAAUCCCUGGUUGACUCCAUGAAUAACCUGGCUGAAGUAAUCAGCGACGUUGAACAUUCCCUCACAGAGAUCAAGGCCCUUAUUCAGGAGGAGACACUAAAAGAGAAGGAGUACCAAAAGCUUAUGGGGCCACGGCCGCCGUCCAUCGUGCAAACGGAAAUAUCCCGAGAGUACCACAAGUACCAGGAGGCCCACACGAGGACCAACGAGAGCAACCAGGUGCUGCACAAAGCGAUGACGCUGCACAUCGCCAAUCUGAAGCUCCUAUCGCAGCCCUUGGAAACGCUUCAGGCUAAGAUACCCAGCAUUGAGAAUAUCGAGGGCCUGGACCGCGACACGAUGGCGGAGAUGCGGCGCGUGGUGGGCAAGGCGCGCGAGAUGCAGACGCAGCGGGAGGCGCUGCUGCUCGAGCUGAGGGCGGCGCUGGGCGCGGACGACGUGACCGCCCAGCUGCUGGCGCGCGCCUCCGACCCGCCCGAGGACAUCUUCCGCCAGGAGAUCGAGAAGCACACGCCCAAGGUGAAGAUAAUCGAGCAGAACCUGGCCGCGCAGGAGAACAUAAUCAACAAGCUGACUUCGCUCUACGCCGCGUACGGAGAUUCGAGGCGGCUGCUCUCCGACGUGCUGCGGAAACGGGACGCGCUCAUAAAUGCGCUAGUGACGUCGUACGAUGCUUACGAAGAGCUGCUGGGCAAGGCGCAGAAGGGGCUGGAGUUCUACAAGAAGCUGUCGCACAACGUGGGUCAGCUGCUGACGCGGCUGCGCGGCACCUGCCAGGUGCAGCAGGAGGAGCGCGCGCAGAUGCUGGCGAAGCAGCCGGCGAGGCAGGCGCAAGCUGCCCCAUCGCCGCCGGUGGGCGUGUCUAAAGGUGAAAUUCCGGGCGCCAUGUCCACUUCCACUCCCACGCCCACGCCCAUGCCCACUCCCACGGCGACGGCUACGCCCACGCCCAAGCUGAAGGACUACCUGCCCUACAUGAAGAGCCGCAGCCUCGCCAGGCCGUACACUCCCCAAGCGCAAGUUGAUCCAAUGCCGCCAGAUAAUUAUUACCCAGAAACAAUAUACCCGACUUCAGCAAGGCCCGCACCAGUGGGGUCCGAAGCUACCGAUUUGAGUCAGAUGAGCAUGCCGGACGGCGUUGUGUUGCCGCCCGCUACGAGCCGCUACGGGGCGCCGUACGCGCCCGAAAUCGACCCCUACGCCGCCCAAACGAGCUACGCCUACGCCGUAGCCGGCAAGGACUUCGGGAAAGCGGGCGAGGACGCGGCCACCUACGGCUACACGCCGUACACGCCGUCGCAGUUCGCCAGCCAGAUGGUCGACCCGCAGACCUACACCAACCCGUACUACUCGGCGACGCAGAACAACACGACCAUCGUGACCGACUCGCAGGGCUCGGUGCCGUACAACGCCGCGCCCGGCGCGCAGUCCCACCCGCACGGCCCCAUACCCGACGCCAUGUCGAUGUACGGCGCCGCCAGCCAGACGGACCUGAGCGGCAACUUCGCCCAGAUGCAGCUCGCCGCGCCGAAGCCCGAAACUGCCGGCCGAUUCGGCACCGAGUACUCGCAGACGUACUACAGCAUGCAGUACCCGCACAUGCCCGCCGCCAACAUGGCCACGUACAGCAGCGCCGGCCGGGACUCCCAGACGAGCAUCGUCUCCUCGCAGCUGCCCUCGGACUACAGCCUCAACUACUCCUACGGCGAAGCGGCCGCUCAGUACGCACCGAACGUGCCCGACUCGUACAGCGCACCGUACCAAUACGGCGGACGAGACGGGACGCCGCAGGGCUGCGCGUACACCGGCCCCGCCUCCGCCGCUAACGUGGACAACGCGCCGGCGGGUGCCAGCCCUUACGGGGCCCCCGAAAUGGGGCCGGAGUACGCCCACUCGAUGUCGCAGCUGGACGCGUUGGACAUGCCGAUCAAGUCGCACGUGACCGGCGAGGCGCUCACCCCUCACGUGCAGACGAGCUACCAGAACUUCGCCGCCACGAGCGGCCCCAACGAAACCAGCUACCAGCCGGCGCCUGCCUACUACCAGGAGCAGACGCCUAACUACGCGCAGAGCUAUCAGAGCCACCCCGGCUACACGUACGACGGGUCGACCGGCAACUACGACUACAACUACGGCUCGCAGAGCUCGUAUCCCAGCUACGGGGGAGAGCAGCCGACUUUGGACCCUCAGGCGGCGGCGAACGGGCCAAAUUGGAACGCGCAGCCGGUGUACACUAACGCCGGCGGCUGCGAUUCGGCACAGUCGCCACCCGAGGCGCCCGCACUGCAGACGCAACCGAGCCAGCCCGUCGACAACACCUACUACGGCCAGCAGUACGGAUACCAGAACAGCCAAAUCGCUCCCGGCCAGCAGAACGCGCCCGUCCAACAGAACAUUCCAGAAACCCGAGAGACGAACCAGUCCGCGUACAUUCAGCCCGCCCAAGUGCCUGCAACCAACGUCACGUACACAAACGACCAAGUGUCGGCCGACGGACGCGCGGCGGUCGACGGCAACGUCGCGGCGGAAGUCGUCGGCGCGGCGGCGGAAGCGGAAACUAAGGUGGAGCCGGAGCCGGAACCGUCGACGCUGGACCUGCUUUGCGAUAUCGACUUCAGCGUCGACUACACGCCGCUGACGCCCGAGAUAAAGGUGCCGCAGGUGUCAGAGAAGGUCGUCAUCAAACCGAGAAUGCCCAGGCCCGAAGUGGUCAGCAAGCCCCCGCAGGAAGAGGUCAUCGAGAGGCCGGCGAAACGGGACAUCUUCUCCGAUCCCGGUCUUUUGAACAAGUUCACUCAGGAGGUGAAGAUGCUGCAGACGGUGACCGAUUCGCUUACGAACCCGACCGCCGGCGGUCUGACCCUAUUGGAUUCCAAAUGGAAGAUGCUUCAAGAUGUCCAACUGAAGGAGAACAUGAGUAGAAGUAAGACAGUCGCAAUGCAACAUUCCGAGGGCAAUAUAGCUUCAAUGGUCGCGCCUUUCGACGACUCUAGGGUCGUCCUCAAAUCUGACCCUGACGCCUACAUCAAUGCCUCGUUCUAUAAGCAACUAGCCCCCUGGUGCAUACCGCUGAUGCUUUCCAAGUGUCCGACGGAAAACGAAUACGGAACAUUCUGGAAGGCUAUCUCGGAGUAUAAGAUCAGUUGUGUCGUCUGUUUGCUGAGUGAAAUGGAGAUGCAAGGCAAGUCCUACUGGCCGACCGCGAAGGGACAAUCCCUGGAGCUUCCAGGCGUGAAAGUGAGCCUGGACGAUGUCAUCUGCACCGUACAUUGGACGGAGAGGAAGUUAACGGUCACCAGCGGAAAGACGGUCCUCAGCGUCACCCACUACCAGAUCAAUGUGUUUCCAUCAAAGAUCGCGUGCUCGCCGCUGGUGCUGCUCUGCGACCGUGUGCUCGGCUGCACGUUCAGCGGCCGACUGAGCAACCAGCUGGGGGGCGCGUGCGUGCAGUGCGCCGCCGGCGGGGGGAGGGGGGCGCUGCUCGCGCUUCUACUGGCCGCCAUGUGCGAGGCGCGCGCCGGUGACGUCACGCUGUGCGCUACGCUCGAAGCGGCGUGCAUAAAUCUAUACAAGCACAGAACCAACGUGCUAGAAGAUACAAAAUACCUCGCGGACGCCUACAGGAGCGUCCUAUUCUACGCGCAGGGCGUUCUUUGUUCCGGUACUACCAUGUUCAACGGGGAAGCGGUGACGGUGGCGAGCGGCGCGGGCGUUUUGCCGCGGGCGGUGACCCCCGCUACCGCGCCCGCCCCCGCCUCCGCGCCCGCUCCCGCCCCCGCCUCCGCCUCCGCGACCCGCGUGCAGAAGUUCACCCGCGAAUCGUUCGAGGAGAUGCGCCAGUCCCCGGGCCUGAAGAGCGGCGACAUGAAGGACCCCCUCAACUUCCUCGACCCCCUCUGGAGCCUCAAGAAGAAG
Messenger RNA from Iphiclides podalirius (scarce swallowtail), 5238 nucleotides. Lineage: Eukaryota; Metazoa; Arthropoda; Insecta; Lepidoptera; Papilionidae. The record is from the annotation of a GenBank genome assembly.